Carassius carassius (crucian carp) is the source of this 2030-nucleotide messenger RNA. Its product is annotated as NALCN channel auxiliary factor 1-like. Gene Ontology annotation, molecular function: stretch-activated, monoatomic cation-selective, calcium channel activity. Lineage: Eukaryota; Metazoa; Chordata; Actinopteri; Cypriniformes; Cyprinidae. Gene Ontology annotation, cellular component: plasma membrane. The transcript has 3 exons. The coding region runs from base 608 to 1744 and encodes 378 amino acids. The record is from RefSeq and is a predicted model, not a curated record. Gene Ontology annotation, biological process: calcium ion import across plasma membrane.
CCAACCAUGUUACCGCUUGCUACGGUGCAUCAGUUCAUCCUUUAGCAGUUUGCAAAUCGGCCGGGUGGCUAUGAUGUAUCAAUCACAUUGAAUGAGCUGACGUAAAUGACCCUGCUCUCUUUCAAGAACUCUUUCAAAACGAACAUGGCGGCAACGUAACGUUUGGCCAAAAUGACUGUGGGUCAUUUCGCGAGAAAAGAUCCCACCUUGUCGGACCGAGGAGGCGAGAUUCGGCGUGUUGAAACGAGGAUUCCUUGCGCUUUUCACCACAAAGCCAGGAAUCAGAGCGUGCGGACAGACACGGGCUUUUCCGCGUUGUAGCGGCUCUGCGCAAAAGGGGAGAGCGGAACCCAUGACAGACGAGCAGGAAGAGACAUGUUGCUACAGAUAGUUGGGUUUUUCUCCGGAGAAGCACGGGGAGAGGGGAUUCGACUAUGAAAGCAGUAAUCCCCCUGAACACAGCACUGAUCGGGAAUUGCAGUUAAUCGUGGAGGUGAGCCACGACCGCUCGUCAGCCAUCGUUUAGUGGGCAAAACUCAACGUCAAUGACUAUUGUGGCAGAAAAUCCCCCACGGCGGAGUCAGUCAGAGCUGCGCUUUCCCAAAAUAUGACCAGCGGUGCUUGGAAGUGUCGGCAGCGAGAUGACGGCUUAAAAAUUUGGUGUGCUCCCCGCGAGAACGAGAAGCCAUUCACCGACUCCGAGAGGGCCCAGCGAUGGCGAUUGUCCUUAGCGUCCCUCUUAUUCCUAACCGUUCUGCUUUCUGAUAAUCUGUGGUUCUGCGUCGAGGCCAAACUGACAAGGACCCGAGACAAGUUAGCUUCAGUGGACAUGAGCGCAAAUCACAGACCCGACCUCCCUUCAACACACAGCAGCCUCAGAAGAAAUGAAGAUGCUAUUUUUGUAGUCAAUUCUACCAAACCUUUGUGGCAACUAGAAACUUGCCAACCGGAUGGUUUGUCUGAAAACUGCUUCACUUUUGUCGACGCUGACCACUUGUGCAGGGGCCUUUCGGAAACGGAGGGGACGCGGUGGAUCAACAUAAGCGAUUUGUACCUUUCCUUUUGUAAUUCGUACUCUCUUAUGGAUUUACUUUAUGGAACAUUAAGCCCAGACAAUUUGAACUGCAGUCUUGACGUGAUCGUGGACGGCGAGCAAAACAGGUGCAGUCUGUGCGUUCAGGCGUACCAGCGUUAUGACCUGCACGCGCAGGAGAAAUAUGAGGACUUUGAGAUGAUGGCAGACAAAUACGAGACAGAUGUGUACUCCAUAAGGACGUGCAUGGAAGAAUGCAAGACUGUCUACAAGCCCUGGCUCUGCGCUCAGUAUUUCCAGAGUCCUCAGUCAGGCUGCAGUCAUAAGAUUCCCUGUGAGCAAUACUGUCUUGAGGUCCAGCAGAGGUGUCCGUUCAUAUUGCCUGACAAUGAUGACCUUAUACAUGGUGGUACUCCCAGUUUUAUAUGUGCAGGGUUCAAACCAGACAUCAACCAGGAGCCAGAGUGCUGUGAUGUGCGAUGGGACCAGAAGUCCAACCGCUCCCGGGGCACUUUAAAAAGAACUCACCCUUCCUGCCAGCACACAUCCGUGACCUCCUCGGGUGGUCCACGGCUCGGGCAGGGCCGGCUGAAACUUUGCUUGCUGGUCCUAGUUCUUCUCCACACUGUGGCUACCAUGACAGCCAAUCAGAACUCGACCUGCCUGACUGGAAUCUUUCCACUAGAUGACAACGCCCCGAGAGAAGAGUGAUUAAAUGAAGAAAAACUCCAGCUCCAACACCACUUGCUUCAGGCUUGCCAGUAAAGAAGCACCUCAUUCAGAGAAAAGUUGAGUUUAACGGCUCUAAGUGAGGCUCACAGUCUCUACCAGAGAACACUUAACCACACUUGUCAUCAGCACCUUGUGGGGUUUUGGGAAAACAGUGAACAGGACACAAGACAAAAGAUAAGCAUAAUACGAAGAGUCAGAACAUGCCCCUACAGAGACUUCUUGCUCUCUUCUGGUACACACAUUGUGACACACACACACACACACA